AUGGUAUGGGAGCACUAUGAGAAGAUUGACAAGCCACUGUAUGAGUUCAAAGAUGGAAAGAAGGUCCAGGUUGGGACUACCAAGUGGGCCAAAUGCAAGUACUGCUCUACAGACCUUGCUUGUAAUCCAUACGAUAAUGGUACCAGUAGCUUGAAGAGGCAUAUAGAGGUUGUGUGUAAUAAAUACCCUGGUAGGAUAGAUCUGGAAGAGUUUCAGCAAGUGUUUGUAGCUGGAGGGAACUUGAAUGAACCUUCUUUAACUAUGAGGGCAUUUAGUCAAGAUGCGUGUGUAAGAGCUUGUGUUGAGAUGAUAGUAAUAGACGAGCUGCCAUUUAGUCACCCAGAGAAGGAAGGGUUUCAGAGGUUUUGUAAAGUUGCAUGUCCUAGGUUUAAGACUCCUUCUAGGAGAUUAGUUGUAAGCACAUUUUGGAAAUUGUAUGAUGUUGAGAAGAAGAAACUUAGGCAGGAGCUAGCUACCCACUGUGUUUAA
Rosa chinensis is the source of this 489-nucleotide messenger RNA. RefSeq lists its product as uncharacterized. Gene Ontology annotation, molecular function: DNA binding. Lineage: Eukaryota; Viridiplantae; Streptophyta; Magnoliopsida; Rosales; Rosaceae. The record is from RefSeq and is a predicted model, not a curated record. The coding region runs from base 1 to 489 and encodes 162 amino acids. The transcript has a single exon.